AUGUUCCUACUGCGCUACCGCAGCCCAGGGCUUCUCCUGAGCUGGCAGCUUUUGUGGCUGCUGGCCCAGGCCACUCCCGUUCAGGAGUGGGCUGGAAAGCCAGUUCUGUUGACCCCGAAGCCCUGGGGACUGACCAAGCUCUCGUCAGAUCUCCCACCCAAAUCCCUCCACGGAGCUGCCCUGUCAUCAGACCCCAAGGAUUUUGAUUACCUGGGGUCCUCCUCUCCCUUCCAGAUGACCACCCUGCCACCUGAGACAGAUCAGCUCCCUGUUCCUCAUCAGGAUCUUCGUGACAAGGAUCAAACUGUGACCACAGGCGGCUACAUAUGCAAGCUCUGCUGGUGCCAAAAGGAGAUACUGUCCUGCGUUGGUCUUAGCCCAAGGCAGAAGCUCCACCAAGUGCCCGUGCUCGAGCCCAACAGCUACAAGGGCACCUUCACCACCUUAUAUUUCCCAGGAAAUAAAAUUUCUGACAUCGAUAAUAGAGUAUGGAAAGACUACCCUUGGACUGAAAAACUAAUUCUCAGUGACAAUCGGCUGACUGAAUUAUACAAGGAUUCCUUUGAAGGCCUGCUAUCCCUCGAAUAUUUAGAUUUACACUGCAAUAAAAUACGCUACAUUGAAAGAGGGACAUUCGACUCAUUACCUUUUCUGAAGUCUAUAAAUCUCGCUUGUAAUAUGAUAACAGAACUAAGCUUUGGAGCAUUUCAGGCAUGGCAUGGAAUGCAGUUCUUAACCAAGAUAAUUCUCAACCGUAAUCCUCUGAUAGUGGUUGAAGAUCCUUACCUUUUCAAACUGCCAGCACUGAAAUAUCUAGACAUGGGGAAAACACACGUGCAACUUAAGACAGUUGAGAAGAUCCUCCUGAUGAGUCUUGAGUUGGGAAAACUGAUCUUACCUAGCCAUUUGUCCUGCUGCCUCUGCCAAUUUAAGAGCAGCAUCGAGGUCAUGUGCAAGACUGUCAAGCUGCGUUGUGAGAGUGGAUGCCUGACGAACACCACACGUUGUCUUGAAGGAGCGUCCAUAGGCGACCCGGAAGGAGCGUUCAUGAAGGCGCUGCAGGCCCGGAGGGAGAGGACCAGCACCGAGCUGACGAUUGAAGCACGCUGGGAUUAUUUUGACCAAAAUGGUAGCAACUUUUUAGGCCUUAGUAAUGAAAACCUAAAUUUUGAAGACGAAAGUGAUAUUAUUAACUCACUGAACUACAUUUUGCGGUAUUUCACUGAGGGAAAUCUGGAAGAUGUUGCAUCUGUGUUGUUGCCAUUCAUCAAACUACUGUUUUCAGAUGCUGAAAAAUUAAAUAAUAUCCCAGAUUCUGUAAAAGGGGAUAUGAAAACUUCCCUUAAGUCCAAUUCUAAAAAAUUUGCUUAUGAAAAUAACUUGAAUAAGCUGUAUUUGCUGGAGAAGUUGAUAGAUGCAGAUAUCCAGGAAAAAAUUGAUGAAGUUAAAAGCAUGCACCAGACUCGGCUUUUAGGCCCCAAAUUUAAAAGGCAAACCUUUGCUAGGGAAUUGGCCGCCUCCCAGGAAGAAGCAAACAGCCUAGGAGAAAUUGAGAACCAGGAGAAAGGACGCCAGAGGGGACAGAGAGUCCACGAGACGCCCGGAAGCACACAGGCAAGGCACCCCAAGACAGCGAGGAGAAAGAGCCGCUGGGGGACACCGAGGGCCCAGCCACCCGAGGAGAGCGCUGAGGGCGACCAGGGGCAGCUCUGGGGUCCAGCCUCCAUGGAGCCGGGGCGGCGGGAGCCGGGGCAGGAGCCCUCGAAGUCCGUGGACAGCUCCUUCCUAGCUGAGCCCUCGUUGACAACGGAAUACGAGGCGGCACUCUCUUCCUCCCCAGCACAGUACUGGCUCAGCCUGGAUUCCAAACCCACCCCUGAAAAAUUGCUACCUGAUUUCAUUAACAAAAAGAAAGACUUAACUGAUACCAUUUUCGUUUUGGAAGAUGCAAGUGCUAUGGUUAGAGGUAUGGUGAAUGCUAAACCAGUCUUACAAUCUGCAAAAAAGCAUCAAGACUUAAGAAAGAAAAAGUCACAUCAGAUAGUUGCAGAGAGGCCUCCGGCGCCUGCAGUAAGGAGCCUCAUAAAUUCCCUACCCCGAGGGGCUUUGUCAUCUUCAGGAGACCUGAGUUCUCUGGCAAACCCUUUUCCAGAAAUAUAUACUCUUGCAGAUCCUUCCACAGAAAGCGCCUCUGUGGAAAAUCAGACUGCAGCAAGUACUUUUGAAGGAACUGUUUCAACCACUGCUGUACCAGAAGAAACUGAACCAGAAAAUACAAACUUUGAGAAUCCUUAUGGAGAGGCCCCGCUGAAUACACUUAAGAUUACUCCACCCGAUAAACAAACUGGUGAGGCGCAGUGGGAACACCCCAGCAUGACCACCGCUGCACCCGCCACAAGCCAGGACCUCCCGCAGUGGUCCGCAGGCGAUCGGUUUGAAAGUGAGCUGUACGAGCAGAUGCAGCCCCUCAUCCCCAACAAGAACGUGAGGAAGCUGCUCGCUCACGUUGUCAGGAUUAUGAAGAUGGACUGCUCCGAGACCCGCGUGCAGCAGCCCUGUGCCAGGCUCAUGUCCGGAACAGGCCUCCUGAUGAAGCUUCUCAGUGAGGAGCAAGAAUUUACCAUGUCCAAGGUCGACUGGGAUACGGAGCAGUGGAAAACUGAGAACUACCUCAGUGAGAGCACAGAGGCCCAGAGUGGACCGAAGGAGCGUCAAUCAAGUGAGAUCAUAAAAGAAGUCCCUGGACAUGGCUAUAAGAACAAGCUCAUCUUGGCAAUAUCUGUGACCGCUGUAGUGACCAUUUUGAUUAUAAUUUUCUGUCUCAUUGAGAUAUGUUCUUUCUAUUCCCAAAAGGGGGAGAGAGAGAGAGAGAGAGAGAGAGAGAGAGAGAGAGAGGAAGGCCCUUACUGGAUAAAGUGGCCACUGUGGCUCAAGGAUAUGCACAAGCCUCUCCAUGCCACACGCAAGAAGAACAUGGUCAAGAGUCUACGCGACAAGGACUCUUCUGAGGAAGAUGAGAUUUUUGUUACAAACACAGGGGAGCUCACUGAAGUCACCGUAGACACGCCGGAAGGACCAUCAAGCCCUAAUGAAAGUAAAGAGGUGGUGUCAGACUGA
Jaculus jaculus (lesser Egyptian jerboa) is the source of this 3117-nucleotide messenger RNA. Its product is annotated as leucine-rich repeat-containing protein 37A3-like. Gene Ontology annotation, molecular function: protein binding. Lineage: Eukaryota; Metazoa; Chordata; Mammalia; Rodentia; Dipodidae. The transcript has 15 exons. The record is from RefSeq and is a predicted model, not a curated record. The coding region runs from base 1 to 3117 and encodes 1038 amino acids.